Molecule: messenger RNA, 1568 nt
Organism: Parastagonospora nodorum SN15
Lineage: Eukaryota; Fungi; Ascomycota; Dothideomycetes; Pleosporales; Phaeosphaeriaceae
Exons: 6
Coding region: 71-1192 (373 amino acids)
Biological process (GO): cytoskeleton-dependent cytokinesis
Cellular component (GO): microtubule cytoskeleton; septin complex; cell division site
Molecular function (GO): GTPase activity; molecular adaptor activity; GTP binding
Source: RefSeq, a predicted model, not a curated record
ACGUCGGCCGCCCCAAUUGCCGACACUCUUGCUUGCAGAAUUGUACCACGUGCAACGCUCGAACUCCAUCAUGUCUUCUACGCUUAAGACGCGCAGAAAGAAGAAUGUCAAGAAAGGUAUCCAGUUCUGCCUGAUGGUGUGCGGUGCCUCAGGUACCGGCCGGACCACAUUUGUGAACACACUUUGCGGCCAGAAGGUUCUCGAGCACAAGGAGUCGGACGACCCUUCAGUAGCACACAUCGAGGAGGGCGUCAAGAUCCAGCCCAUCACUGUCGAGCUCGACGAGGAAGGCACCCGCAUCUCGCUCACCAUCGUCGACACGCCCGGAUUCGGUGACCAAAUCGACAACGAGGCCAGCUUUCAAGAAAUCGUCGGAUACCUCGAACGCCAAUACGAUGGCAUUCUGGCUGAGGAGUCGCGUAUCAAGCGUAAACCCAGAUUCCGCGACGAUCGUGUACACGUCAUGCUCUACUUCAUUACACCAACCGGCCACGGUCUUCGCGAGCUCGACAUUGAGCUGAUGAAGCGCCUCUCCCCUCGCUGCAAUGUCAUCCCGGUCAUCGGCAAGGCUGAUUCCCUUACACCAGCUGAGCUUGCCGAGUCAAAGAAGCUCGUCAUGGAGGACAUCGAGCACUACCGUAUCCCCGUGUACAACUUCCCUUACGACAUCGAGGAGGACGACGAGGACACAGUCGAGGAGAACGCCGAGCUGCGUGGCCUGAUGCCCUUCGCCAUUGUCGGUUCUGAAGACAUCGUCGAGGUUAACGGCCGACGAGUCCGCGCGAGGCAAUACCCCUGGGGAAUCGUUGAGGUCGACAACCCACGCCAAUCAGAUUUCCUUGCAGUCCGAAGUGCGCUCCUCUACAGCCAUCUGGCUGACCUCAAGGAAAUCACCCACGACUUCCUCUACGAGAACUACCGUACCGAGAAACUUAGCAAGUCUGUCGAAGGUGGUGCUGCUGCUGACUCGUCAAUGAACCCUGAAGACCUCGCUAGCCAGUCUGUCCGCUUGAAGGAGGAGCAACUGCGACGCGAAGAGGAGAAGCUCCGCGAGAUCGAGGUCAAGGUCCAACGGGAGAUCAACGAGAAGCGACAGGAGCUUCUGGCUCGUGAGAGCCAGUUGAAGGAGAUCGAGGCCCGCAUGCAUAGGGAACAAAGUGGCCAGGUCGACACGGACACAGAGGCCGCAUGAGCGCUUCAAGCGCCAUUCUACAUCAGCGCCCAGUCUGCACACCAACGUACCUUGGGCUGCCGUGAGUUGGGCACUUGCCUCUCUUUCAGUUCCGGCGUUACAAAAACUAUAUACUGCAACAACAGGCACUCGUAAUGUACGGCCUGCAUGCUGCAGAAGACUGGAGAGCAAGGGCAGUUGGGAUCUCUCUUCUUACAUGGGGCUAGCCGUUCUCUUUCUAGACAGUGACGACGUCUUGACGGUGUCUACGGCAUCCCUGUCUCGCCAUGACACUACUUCUCGUAUGUUUUCUUAUCACUUCGAUACUUAUUCCCCGCCUUUUGGUCUUCACACCCAGGAAGUAGGAAUCUAGUUCUAAUAUUACCCCGGUGGUCCA